Messenger RNA from Aegilops tauschii subsp. strangulata, 1005 nucleotides. RefSeq names its product scarecrow-like protein 3. Lineage: Eukaryota; Viridiplantae; Streptophyta; Magnoliopsida; Poales; Poaceae. The record is from RefSeq and is a predicted model, not a curated record.
AUGAAUGGUACUACGACAUUACUCGUGCUGGAGGAGAGGUCGGCAGCGGCACCUACUAUAGCAUCGCUGAUGGCACCUGCACCACAGAAUCAGUACGAGCAGCGCGCGAUAGACCUGAUCACACUUCUAUAUUCCCGCGCCACCGCAUUCGCCAAAGGGGACAAGGAGCUGAUAAACAAGGGGCUGGAGAGGAUAUGCAGUAGUCUCGCAUCACACGACGUCGGCGGGCCCCUGCACCACCUCGCGUCUUCGUUCGCCGAAGCUCUAGCGCUGCGCGUGGUCCAGCUAUGGCAGGGCGUGUGCCGCGCCCUCCAGCUGCACAAGAUUACCCCUGCACCAGCGGCCGCCGCGGGGCGCCGCCACUUUGCCGAGAUGUGGUCGUUCCUCCACCUAGCCAGGACCACGGCGAACUACGCCAUCAUCGACGCAGCUCAGACGGAGAGGAAUGCCAUGCUCCAUGUCGUCCAUCUCAGUGGCGCUGAAGCCACCCAGUGGCUUCUGCUCCUCCUCCUCUUUGCCAAGUGUCCGGGAGCGGGCACACAUGACCAAAUGCUCCAUCUGACCAUUGUCAACAAGGAAGACGAGUUCCUGUCCAUCACCCGUGCGCUCCUUGCACGGGUAGCCGAGAGCCUGCACAUCGGCUUCCAGUUCCAUCCGGUGAAACUCCACGUCAAUCAGCUGCUCAACAUCGAGCCCCUCGGUGUCAGGAGCUGCGAAGAACUGGUCAUCCUCUCCACCCUACAGCUCCACCAUCUGCUCGCCGACGAGUUUGUAGAAGUGGCUACUCGUCCUCACGAUAGGAAAGGAAAAGCGCAGGCCCAUGCUACCAUGAUGAGGGCCGACACGCUCCUCCGCGACCUAGCGGAGCUAUCGCCGAAGCUCAUGGUGGUGACGGAGCAGGAUGCCGACCACUAUGGCGAGUUCAUGGGUCGGCUCGAUAACACACUCAAGUACUACGGGACCUGUUUGAUGCCCUGGAGGAGAGCAUACAUGCACGCUGGUUGA